CGCCUUAUUGUGUCCUGAGAAUAAAAUUUGGUAGUCAAUUCUAAGUAAUCUGGUAACACUAAAUUCAUCAUUGAAGGCGAUUUUGGCGGCAAAUAGCUUUCCUAAGUAACCAAUGCAGAGUUUAAAACUUUGUCACUGCACCAAAAAGUUGCGAAUAAGGGAUCGUAAAAAAGUUCUGAAGCGGUUUAAAAAUGGAGGGUUUCGAUGAGGCAGGUAUAUUCUUUUCCGAUAAUUUGUUUGGUGAUUGUCCACAACAAGAUGGUAACCAAAUUAAUAUGCAAGCAGUUAAGAAAAAGUAUAAGGAGUUCCUGCGUACAUUUAAUGAAGACAACUUUUUCUAUAAAUACCGUGACACUUUAAAGAGAAAUUAUCUGAAUGGUCGUUAUUUUCUGGAAGUGGAAAUAGAAGAUUUGGCUGGUUUCGAUGAAUCUUUGGCGGACAAGCUUACGAAACAACCUACAGAACAUUUGCAAAUAUUUGAAGAGGCCGCUCUUGAGGUAGCGGAUGAAAUAACUGCUCCCCGUCCUGAUACCGAGGAGCAAAUACACGAUGUACAAAUUCUAUUAAUGUCGAAUGCGAUUCCGACGAAUGUCAGAGACUUGAAAUCAGAUUGUGUUUCUCGUUUGGUUAAGAUAGCUGGUAUUAUAGUUUCUGCCUCUGGUAUUAAAGCCAAAGCAACUCGCAUCUCGAUUAUGUGCCGAUCUUGCAGUGUCGUUAUACCAAAUUUGAAAAUUAAUCCUGGCUUAGAAGGUUACAUGCUACCACGAAAAUGCACAACUGAACAAGCUGGCCGUCCACGCUGCCCGUUGGAUCCAUUCUUUAUUAUGCCAGAAAAGUGUAGGUGCGUCGAUUUCCAAAUAUUAAAAUUGCAAGAAUUGCCUGACUUUGUUCCGCAAGGUGAAAUACCCAGGCAUUUACAAUUGUUUUGUGAUCGUUCUUUGUGCGAACGUGUUGUCCCCGGUAACCGAGUAUUGAUUCAGGGAAUUUAUUCCAUUCGGAAAGUAGCCAAACCUACGCGUCAGGAUGGCCGUGAGAAGUCAGUAGUAGGUGUUAGGGCUCCAUAUAUGCGAGUAGUGGGCAUCGCUGUGGAUACUGAAGGAUCGGGAGCUAUAUCUCGUUACAGUAAUAUAACUAGUGAGGAAGAGGAGACAUUUCGUUGUAUGGCCGCUUCUCCAAAUUUAUAUGAUCGUUUAGCAAAGUCAUUAGCUCCAAGUAUAUUCGGUUCGCAUGAUAUAAAAAGGGCAAUUACUUGCAUGCUGUUUGGCGGAUCGCGUAAACGUUUGCCCGAUGGUUUAUGCAGACGUGGGGAUAUUAAUGUUUUGUUACUGGGCGAUCCCGGCACGGCUAAAUCACAAUUACUAAAAUUUGUUGAGAAAGUGGCCCCUAUUGGAAUUUACACUUCAGGCAAAGGUUCUAGUGCUGCAGGUUUAACGGCGUCAGUGACGAGAGAUCCAUCAACGCGAAACUUUGUUAUGGAAGGUGGUGCUAUGGUUCUAGCUGAUGGUGGUAUUGUUUGCAUUGAUGAAUUUGAUAAAAUGAGAGAAGAUGACCGUGUCGCCAUUCAUGAAGCUAUGGAACAACAAACAAUUUCUAUAGCUAAAGCAGGCAUUACCACAACGCUGAAUUCUCGUUGCUCAGUUUUAGCUGCAGCCAAUUCAAUAUUUGGUCGAUGGGAUGAAACUAAGGGAGAAGAAAACAUUGAUUUCAUGCCCACCAUUUUGUCGCGUUUCGAUAUGAUUUUUAUUAUCAAGGAUAUCCACGAUGAAGCGCGUGACAUUACAAUGGCUAAGCAUAUCAUAAAUGUUCAUCUUUCGUCAAAUAAGUCUGCACCCAAUGAACCUGCAGAAGGUGAAAUAUCAUUGCCAUUAUUCAAAAAAUAUAUAUACUAUUGCCGGACACAUUGCGGACCGCGAUUAAGUGAAGAGGCUGGUGAAAAAUUGAAAAAUCGUUACGUUUUAAUGCGAAACGGAGCGGGCCAGCAUGAGAAAUCCUCUGAUAAACGUUUAAGUAUCCCGAUCACAGUUCGACAAUUAGAAGCGAUUAUACGGAUAACAGAAUCUUUAGCCAAAAUGAGUUUACUACCGUUUGCUACAGAUGAGCAUAUUAAUGAAGCUUUACGACUCUUUCAAGUGUCCACUCUUGAUGCAGCGAUGACUGGCAGCUUGGCUGGCGCUGAGGGGUUCACCACCGAAGAAGAUCAAGAGACCUUAAAUCGUAUAGAGAAACAAUUGAAACGUCGUUUUGCUAUUGGUUCUCAAGUGUCCGAGCAGAAUAUAAUACAAGACUUUUUAAAGCAAAAGUAUGAGGAGCGAACCAUCUUAAAGGUGAUUCAUACUAUGAUACGACGCGGAGAAUUGCAACAUCGUAUGCAACGUAAAAUGUUAUAUCGUUUAUGUUAAAUGCUUUUUCUUUUUUUUUCUUUUUUGAAUAAAUUUUUUUCUUUCAUCAAUACCUAU
This is a messenger RNA of Glossina fuscipes, 2456 nucleotides long. It is a transcript of the gene Mcm5, whose product is annotated as DNA replication licensing factor Mcm5. Gene Ontology annotation, cellular component: nucleus; MCM complex. Lineage: Eukaryota; Metazoa; Arthropoda; Insecta; Diptera; Glossinidae. Gene Ontology annotation, biological process: DNA replication initiation; DNA replication; double-strand break repair via break-induced replication. The transcript has 4 exons. The record is from RefSeq and is a predicted model, not a curated record. Gene Ontology annotation, molecular function: DNA replication origin binding; 3'-5' DNA helicase activity; ATP binding. The coding region runs from base 192 to 2399 and encodes 735 amino acids.